ACCUAUUCGUUCGCCAUCGCUGCUCAACUCAUUUCAAUCUGAGCAAGUAAAGGAUGAGGAAUCAAUGGCGUUUGAUUCUCUUACGGAGUUACCGUUCUUCUUCUUCUUCUUCUUCUCCUCCAUAUCUCUAUCAUCGCUCCCGUUUCCAGGUAAUCACCUCCAAUUCGACCCGAUCUCUCCAGGAACGUUCCCCCUUUACACCUCUGCAACAAAGCCACUCUCUUUAUUCCUUUAGCUCUGUUAACCGAACCUUUUCAUCUAAACCGCCUUCCUCUGAGGCUUUUGUGAUUGAUGUUUUCACUAGACUGAGUAUCACAGACGAGAUCAACAAAGAGCUUAUCUCGAACGGUGUUGUGAUUAGCCAUGACUUAGCUUUGAAAUCCCUAAGGUCUCUUGAAUCAACCCCUGAUGUUGCACAGAGGUUUUUCCAUUGGGUUUUAGAAGCUUCCCCUAAGAAACUUUCAUCCAAGAGUUACAACACGAUGCUGCGUAUUCUCGGUGUUAAUGGACUCGUUGAUGAGUUCUGGAGCUUGGUUGAUGACAUGAAGAAGAAAGGGCAUGGUGUGUCAGCUAACGUUAGGGACAGAGUGGGUGACAAGUUUCAGGAAGAUGGACUUGAAGGUGAUUUGAAUAAACUCAAGGAGCUUUUCGCUUCCGGUUCUAUGGAUAACUCUGUGGAUAAGGUUUGCAAUAGAGUUUGUAAGAUUGUGAUGAAGGAUCAGUGGAAUGCUGAUCUGGAGAAACAGCUUAGGGAUUUGAGACUUGAGUUUAACGGUGAUCUGGUGAAGAUGGUAGUGGAGAAACUCGACGUGGAGCCGAGGAAGGCGUUGCUGUUCUUUCGGUGGGUAGAUGAGUCUGGUUGUUUUAAGCAUGAUGAGAAGACUUAUAACGCUAUGGCUAGGGUUUUGGGAAAAGAGAAGUUUCUUGAUAGGUUUCAGAACCUUAUUGAAGAAAUGAGGAGUGUUGGUUACGAGAUGGAGAUGGAGACUUAUGUUAGGGUUUCGGCAAGGUUCUGUCAGACUAGAAUGAUUAGAGAAGCUGUGGAGUUGUUCGAGUUUGCAAUGGCGGGGAGCAAGAGCAACACACCCACAGGGCACUGCUGCUGUUUACUUCUCAAGAAGAUUGUCACUACUAAGAAACUUGACAUGGAUUUGUUUUCAACAACUGUUAAAGCUUAUACAGGAAAUGGCAAUGCUAUGACGGAUCAGAUGCUGCAGAGUGUGCUCAAGUCUUUGAGAAGCGUUGAUAGGUUUGAGCAGAGCAAUGAGGUGUUGAAGGCCAUGAAAGAAGGCGGUUAUAUUCCUAGCGGUGAUCUGCAGAGUGUGAUUGCGUCGGGACUUAGCCGUAAGGGAAAGAAAGAUGAAGCCAAUGAACUUGUGGAUUUCAUGGAAGCCUCUGGAGAUCAUCUGGAUGACAAAGCCAUGGCAUCUUUAGUUGAAGGGCAUUGUGAUGCCAAAGAUCUAGAGGAAGCUUCAGUGUGUUUCAAGAAGAUGAUUGGCAAAGAGGGAGUCUCUUACGCAGGUUAUGCAUUUGAGAAGCUGGUACUUGCAUAUUGCAACAGUUUUCAGGCAAGAGAUGUAUACAAGCUUUUCACCGAGCUAGUGAAACAGAACCAGUUGAAGCCUUGGCACAGUACUUACAAAAUCAUGGUGAGGAAUCUAUUGAUGAAGAAAGUAGCAAGAGAUGGUGGGUUUGAAGAAGCUUUGAGUCUUCUACCUCUGAUGAGAAAUCACGGUUUCCCUCCAUUCGUUGACCCGUUCUUAGAUUACUUAGCUAAUAGUGGAACAGGAGCAGAAGCUUUCGCUUUCCUCAAGGCUUUGACUUCUAAGAAGUUUCCAUCCAACUUAAUGGUUCUGCGUGUAUUUGAAGCUAUGUUGAAGUCUGCAAGGCAUAGUGAAGCUCAGGAUCUGAUGUCUCUAUGUCCCAGUUAUAUCCGUCGGAAUGCAGAUGUUCUACAACUUUUCAGUUCCAUGAAAGCUGAUCAAUGUUCUUUAGAGAAACCUUUGCCUGCACCCGCUCAAAUAGAAGCCUAAUACAUCAAAGAUGUUUGGAGAUGGUGAAUCGAAAAGCUUAGGCAGAGAAUGUAACAGAGCAGUAGAUUUUGGUGAACUUGAUGCACUGGAAAAUAUGUUCUUUUUUCAAAUAGUGGAGAAAACAAUUCAAAAGUGUUUCAAAAUAAAAUGAAUUUAGAUAUUUUAAGUAGA
This is a messenger RNA of Raphanus sativus (radish), 2204 nucleotides long. Its product is annotated as pentatricopeptide repeat-containing protein At3g02490, mitochondrial. Bases 54 to 2033 code for a protein of 659 amino acids. NCBI's taxonomy places the organism in Eukaryota, Viridiplantae, Streptophyta, Magnoliopsida, Brassicales, Brassicaceae. Gene Ontology annotation, biological process: RNA splicing. The transcript has a single exon. The record is from RefSeq and is a predicted model, not a curated record. Gene Ontology annotation, molecular function: protein binding.